Messenger RNA from Postia placenta MAD-698-R-SB12, 5217 nucleotides. RefSeq lists its product as hypothetical. Gene Ontology annotation, molecular function: ATP binding; nucleic acid binding; ribonuclease III activity. Gene Ontology annotation, biological process: RNA processing. Lineage: Eukaryota; Fungi; Basidiomycota; Agaricomycetes; Polyporales; Adustoporiaceae. The record is from RefSeq and is a predicted model, not a curated record. The transcript is spliced from 13 exons. The coding region runs from base 1 to 5217 and encodes 1738 amino acids.
AUGACCGUCAAUCUCGAGGACGUCAGCGAUGUACUACUACCGCGCCGAUAUCAAGAAGAAAUCUUCGCGCGAGCUCAACGCAGCAAUGUGAUAGCUGCUCUAGACACGGGAAGCGGGAAGACAUACAUAAGCACACUGCUGAUCAAGUGGAUCUCGACAAAAGAUGCGGGAUUGGGCAAGAUUAUAGUGUUCUUGGUGCCAAAGGUUGCCCUGGUGGACCAACAAGGGGACUUCAUCGCGAAACAGACCCCUUUACGCGUAAGGAAGUAUUGUGGCGCCACGGCAAUUGACUUAGCAGAUCGGACGACCUGGAAGGCUGAGUUGGAGGGCGCAGACGUAUUCGUUAUGACAGCCCAGAUAUUCCUCAAUUUGCUCACACAUUCUCUAUGGAGCCUGGACCGGGUUUCGCUAAUGGUGUUUGACGAAUGUCAUCACACACGCAAGAAUCAUGCGUACAAUGGUAUCAUGCGCGAGUACUUCCAGGGAUCAUCGGAUAGGCGUCCGAAAAUCUUUGGCAUGACAGCAUCUCCCAUUUGGAAUCCAAAGGAUGCUGUAGAGUCCUUGGCAACAUUGGAGAGGAAUCUCGAUGCGAAGGUCAUCGCAGUACGGCAGCAUGUUGACGAGCUGAUGGACCAUUCGCCGAGACCCCAAGAGCUAUUGCACCAAUAUCCUGCACCGCUCGAAUCAUAUCCUGCAUAUCACAGCAAGACCUUGUGGGAUCGCCUGGAUCUGCAACGUAUACCCCCCGAGAUUGACAUACCCGUGGACAAGAUUCGGACGAGAUACGAAGUGACCUAUGCGAGUCUGGGCCCGUACGGCGCUGAACUGUACUUGUAUAACGAUAUCAAGCAACGCAUCAUACAGAUGCAGAACACGACGAGCGGCAUGGAUGAAUACCUUGCUCUUAAUCUCGCUGAGCUGAAUGGGGAUGAUGCCUUGACUGCCAUCUCUGCUGACAUUCCCCUACCGAAGGAGGUGGAGGAUCUGCGAGACGGUCUUGCGGAAUUCAAGUCCUUCUUCGAGGACGAGAACGGCUCAGAAGUGAUCCCUACCACUGUCCAUCUUAAAUGGUGCUCCCCGAAAGUGCGGGAGCUCAUCGAUAUUCUCUUUGCUCAUUACACGUCCAAUUUUCAAGGCAUCGUAUUCGUCGAACAGCGCCAUGUCGCAGCAUGUCUGUCAAAAAUACUGCCUCGAGUCCCACAAUUGAGCCAUCUCAUCAAAACCGGUCAGUUGAUUGGUCAUGGCACGACCAAUCUCGCAAAGAUGCAAACCAAGGGCAUGGCACUUCGGACGCAGCAAGAUAUUGUCAAGCUCUUCCGCGAACGUAAAAUCAAUCUCCUCAUCGCCACGUCUGUGGCUGAGGAAGGACUGGAUUUUCCGGCUUGCGACCUUGUCAUCCGCUUCGAUCCCUUGCAACAUAUGGUCGGGUACCUGCAGUCGCGCGGGCGUGCCCGGCACAGGAGCUCUAAAUUUAUCAUCAUGGUCCAGGAAGGACAUGAGAACCACCUGUCGCGUUACAAGAAUUUCUCCGAAAGCGAACCGCAUCUUCGCCUGGUGUACCAGACACGCGGUGACCGCGAUGACACCGACGAAGACGAGGAGGAACGAGACGAUCCCGCUGACCUAGCGGAGAGGGAGCGCUACGUCGUCCUGUCAACCGGGGCAGUUCUGACUUACAACAGCGCCGUCGGCCUGCUCAAUCAUCUCUGUUCUUUGAUCCCUCACGACAAGUACACGCCGACGCAUCUACCGAGAUACACGGGCGACUUCACGUCGACUCUUCAGCUCCCGUCCAGCCUGCCUCUGACGCCUGCCGACUUGUCGUUUAUGGGUCCGGAGAAGCGCUCCAAGAAGGAAGCGAAGCGUGCCGUUGCCUUCCUUGCUGUCAGGCGUUUACAUGAGCUUGGUGUUUUCGACGACUAUCUCCUUCCGGCACAAAGCAGCGGCGUCGCGGAUCAUGCAGACGCUGACGGCAGAGCGAUAGACGACGUGAGCAAAGUUCCCGAUAUGCUAGACGUGCAAGUACGGGAUCCGUGGACACGCGGCCCCACGCAGUGGAUGCACAUCGUCUAUCUCGACGGCCGACCAACCGCUGGCCUCGUCACUGGCACGUCGCUGCCCCCUGUUGAGCUGGCCUGCCGCGGAACCUAUGUAUCGACGGGCGAGGGUGUUAAGCUUGAUUUCGACGAGGUAGAGGAAUGGAAUCAACGAAGGGUAAUAGAGGACUUCACGAGGAUGGGGAUAUGGUGGUGCAUCACUGGAAGAGGGGUCACUCUCCCAUUGACGUGCUCCCUGGUCCCUAUCACUCAUGAUCUGCAGGUCGACUAUGUCCUCAUGGAGAAAGCGGUGCUCAAUCCAUACGGGGUAUAUGACUGGGAGGGCAUCGGCGAGGAGCAUUACUUCCGCCUCCUGCUCAUGUGCAAUAAGGAGCAGGGCAGGCCCCUUGUCCUUCGGAAAUUCCGCCCUGAUCUCUCUCCCAUGUCUGUUCCCCUGGAAGGCUCGCGUGAGACUGGGUUUCCCACUUACAGGGACUAUUGGAUUCACAGAUUCACCAGACGAGGUGUCAAGCCUGAAGUGUCGGAGGAAGGGAUCUGCGUCGAGGUGCAGGCCUUCAACAAAAACUCAUCGUGCAUCUACUCUCUGGAUAACAGUGCCGUUGAAGGGGAGCAGCCUGCGACUGCUUCCGAGAUUCUCAUGUACCCCCUCAGCAUGUGCCGUCGUGCUGAGUUCUCCGAAGGUGUUCGUGACGCAUUCCACGUCUUACCAGAACUCUGCCAUCGCAUCACGGACGUCUAUCGCGCACAUGCUGCCCGCGUGGAGCUUGGACUCCCGCCAAUUUUGGACGAUCUACUCAUCCAAGCUCUGACCAUACCUAGCGCGAAUGCGGGCUUCAAUAAUCAGCGCCUUGAGACUCUAGGCGACUCUGUGCUCAAGCUCACCACCGUCGUCCACCUUUUCAACAGAUUCCCAUUCCGACACGAAGGCCAACUCGAUACUCUCCGUCGUAAUUCGGUAUCCAAUCGUACUCUUCUGGCCCGUGCGAAAGAAGUCGGGCUAGAGGAGUACCUGUCGUGCGAGUCGCAGAGUAUGCGGGUCUGGCGCUAUACACUGGCCGCUGAAGAUGAUCCGUCAUGGAGUGUGGAACCACGUCGGAGGGCGCACAGGGUGUUCCCUCGCCGGAGUCUCCAAGAUUGCAUGGAGGCUACGCUAGGAGCUGCCUUCACUACCGGUGGCAUGGGUAUGGCGCUCCGUGCGGGAACGGCCCUCGGGCUGAGCUUGGGCGGGCCCUUGCCUUGGGAUAUUAGAUAUGGGGGUUGCAUACCAAAAUCCCCUGUGUCUGCACUGUUUACUCUCCUACAAGAAUCCCUUGGGUACCGCUUCAGGUCUGGCCGGCUCCUGCUUGAAGCAAUGACGCAUCCUUCUUUCAACUCCUUUGAGACAUCCUCCUACCAACGGCUAGAGUUCCUUGGUGACGCCGUCGUCGAUCUCGCAGUCAUGAGAUACCUUUACAACAAAUUCCCUCAGGCAACCUCGGGCCAGCUCUCCUGGGCUCGUUCGCGCGCGGUGUGCGCUCCGUCACUGGCGUCCGUCGCGGUGAAGCGCCUCGGGUUGCACAAACUUCUGCUCGUCAACAAUGUCGAGCUGAGCAUCGCCAUUAACAACUAUGUUCCUAUCCUGGAAGAACUUUCAAAUGAGGAGCUCAUUCACAACGCUUGGAAGCAAGACCCUCCGAAGGCCAUCAGCGAUGUCAUGGAGAGCGUCCUAGGUGCAGUACUCGUCGACUCCGACUACAACUGGGAAAUAGCAUGUAGCGUUUCAGAGAUGGUGAUGGGAGACUUGCUAGUCGUCUUAUCUCCCAAUCUUCCCCGCGACCCCAUAUCAGAGUUGAUGAUAUGGGUUUCAAGAUCUGGGUGCUCGAAGGCCAGCUUUAAAAAAUCUCAUAGCAACGCUGAAGCAAAGAAGAACGACAGCAUCUCAGUUAUCGUGCACGACAAGACCGUUGUUGGCCCUCUAUUCGCUCCCAAUCUCUCUCUCGCCAAGGGGCUCGCUUCAGAGCGAGCCCGCAGUAUCCUGGAGGAUCCGAAGUCUCCGUUCUACUUGAAGCGCAUAUGUAGUUGUGGGACGGUGGAUGAGACCACCGCGCAGUCCCAUGAGACGGAAGGCUUGGAUGAUGAGACAGAGGAGGGCUUCGCGAGACUGGCUCGUACAUUGAAGGAACUUGACGUCGGGGACGAAACAGAGAAGGCCAAAGUGCCCGCAAAGCAGGCGAAGAAGUCCAAGCAGACUAAGCAGACUAAGCAAAUUCCUGCCGACGACUUGAUGGAUCUAUGUGAAGAACGGGAGGUCGAGGACAUGAUGAUGAUUGAUGAUGAACCGAUCACCAACGAAUUGGAGCCGCAAUUUGAGCCACAUGAAAGCAAUAUGCGUGUCUCAGACCCAAUCAUCUCUAAAGAAGGUUCAGAAUAUAUCUCUUGUGCUUUAAAUAUUGUCAAAGAAUUGUCUUUCCUGCAGCAGCUCAAGAGCCUCUACCCGUCCGACCUCUUGACGACCCCUGACGCAGUCAUCGCUCAACCGUGGUAUCUCAUUGCUGCAGUGUCAUUCAGCGCGAGCCGCCACGCGGAGGCCGUGCCCGCGGUGUUCGAGUUCGCGCUGGCCGAGUUGAAGCUGGUACAGUUGGGGGAGACGAAAGAGCGUGCCCGCGAGCAGCAGUUGAGACUGGCAAGCAAGAUCCGGGAGGCAAUCUUGCAGUCUGGUCUGUUGAGUGGCAUCCCGAGGGUAAUUGAAAGUCUUAUCGCGCUGCACGGCGUUAUGCCCAAGGAGCUGGAAAGAGAGCAAAUUCUCCGGGACGCAUCUAAGUCCAUCGCGGACUAUGAGAGAAGCGGAGAACAGCUGUUCCGCUCAAUGUACCGGGAGACCGCAGAUACCGUGCAAGGGCUUUUGGACGCCGCCUACCCAGACCUGGGCUGGUUCUGCAAAAUGGUCGGAUACGGCGUCGUGUACGGCGGCACAGACGUGUUGACCCAAGUAGAAACGUCGUACGCGAUCGUAGCUGCACUCAUCGCCAUCGAUGCACCGCGGCAAAUCGUCUGGCAUUUGGCGAACGCACAGCACGGCGGAGCCACGAAGGAGGAAGCGAAAGCUGCCAGAGAGAUUGCAAUGAGGAUUGCAGAAAAGGCGGGUGUCAAAUGGAAAGACGGCGUACCAGAGGUCGCAUGA